UCGGGGGUCUCGCCGUUUGAGGUAGAAGCCGGUUUGAGGGAGCAAUGAAUUUUGAAUUUGAGAGGGAGAUCGGUUUUAUAAACAGCCAGCCGUCCCUAGCAGAGUGCCUGACGUCCUUCCCCGCCGUCCUGGAGUCAUUUCAAACUUCAUCAAUCAAGGACUCGACAGUAAUUCCGCCUCCCUUUGAGCACACCAUCCCCAGCCUCAGCCCCUGCACAGCCAGCCAGCCGAGACCGACUGCUAGGAGCCAGCAGAACCGGAGGACCUCCGUCACUAAUGGCCUCCAGACGCAGCACCGAGCCGGCCAGCAGCCCUGCCCGCCCGGCCAGGCCCCUGCCCCGGCCACCGCCAUCCUGGCCGGACCGCUGGCCCACGAGUUCCCCUGGAUGAAGGAGAAGAAGUCGUCCAAGAAGCCCCCCAAGCCUGGGAGCAGCUCCAGUGGUGGCAUAUCCAUCAUCCCCCCUGCCUCUUCCUCCCCGUCGCCGACCGCCUCCGGGUACGCUUCGGCGGGCAUCGAGUCACCCACAGACCCGAGCCAUGCGGGUCUGGAUGGUGGAGCCGGGUCCCGACGGCUGCGCACCGCCUACACCAACACCCAGCUGCUGGAACUGGAGAAGGAGUUCCACUUUAACAAGUACCUAUGCCGGCCCAGGAGGGUGGAGAUCGCCGCGCUGUUGGACCUGACCGAGCGACAGGUGAAAGUUUGGUUCCACCGGCGCAUGAAACACAAGCGCCAGACUACGCACCACCGGGACGGAGGGGGGCAUGAAUCCAUCGACCCGGGCGGGUUUGAGCCGCUCGAAGGCGCCGAUGCCUCCUCUCCGUACUCGAGCCAGCCGCUGGAAGCAUCUGGCACCGGGGAGGCGACGUCGGACGGAGAGGCGGGGAGCUGCAAUCCAUCUUCGGCCGCCUACGCGAAUGACAGCGGGGAUAAUACACAACCCACGCCGGAGGAGGGAGGCCGAUUGAGCCGCCCUGAACGCCCACCGCUUCCAGGGGCAUGCUCCUCUGACUCCACUCCUGCGCCUCAGAACUCCGCCGAUAUCCCGGGUCUGAUGCAGCUCAGCGAGGCCGGGCCCGCAGCACCCGAUCCGUCCUUCUCCGAGCAGCGGGAUUCCUCUGCUCCUGCUGACGCGUCCUCAUCCACCUCCUCGCUCCCCGACCUCACCUUCUUCGCCGUGGACUCCUGCCUGUCUCCCAGCCUGCAGAGCUCCCUGGAUAGCCCGGUGGAUUUCUCCGAGGAGGACUUCGAUUUAUUCACAAGCACACUGUGCACCAUAGAUCUGCACAACCUCAAACUUCUGAGAGAAUAA
Molecule: messenger RNA, 1313 nt
Organism: Gymnodraco acuticeps
Lineage: Eukaryota; Metazoa; Chordata; Actinopteri; Perciformes; Bathydraconidae
Product: homeobox protein Hox-B2a-like
Biological process (GO): regulation of DNA-templated transcription
Molecular function (GO): DNA binding; DNA-binding transcription factor activity
Source: RefSeq, a predicted model, not a curated record